UCCAAACUAACUUUUGUUUAAGAUUCAUUUCUCAAACUCUUUUAAGCCACUAUUGCCUGUCAUUGCAGCUUCCCCCACUAUAAAUGUUAUGAAUCUAAAGAAAGCAACAACCAAACAGAAAGUUUCGUUUCAGCUAUGUCAAGCCAAAGUUCAUCAUCAUCAGAAGCCUCAAAAAUCACUAAAAAUGAGAUCAUUGAUCUCAUUUUGAAGCUACAAGCUUUGCUACCUCACAUUAAUCAAAGGCAGGACUCAAGGGUAUCGGCAUCGAAAAUUUUGAAGGAAACGUGCAGCUAUAUCGGGAAGCUACAAAGAGAGGUGGAUGACUUGAGCGAAAAACUAUCUCAAAUGCUGGAUUCUAUGGACAUAUCUAAUGUUGAUGUAGAAUCCCUUAUAAGUAUUCUACUACAACAGUAAUGCAAGCUUACCCAAUACCCUGCUUUUCUUUUCUUUUCUUUUCUAUCUAUUUGCUGAUUGGGAAUCCUUCAUGCUUCCACCUAGUAUUCUGCUAUGUUUUAAUUUCAUAAUAUUAUGGAGUUUCUUUUUCUAGUUUAUCUGUCUCAAUUUUUGUCCUGCUCUGCCUUAAAUAUCAAAUAUAGCUUGCAUUCCUCAACUAA
Messenger RNA from Jatropha curcas, 614 nucleotides. Its product is annotated as transcription factor PRE5. Gene Ontology annotation, molecular function: protein dimerization activity. Lineage: Eukaryota; Viridiplantae; Streptophyta; Magnoliopsida; Malpighiales; Euphorbiaceae. The record is from RefSeq and is a predicted model, not a curated record.